Messenger RNA from Protomyces lactucae-debilis, 2901 nucleotides. RefSeq lists its product as uncharacterized. Gene Ontology annotation, molecular function: ATP binding; mismatched DNA binding; ATP-dependent DNA damage sensor activity. The transcript has a single exon. Bases 402 to 2843 code for a protein of 813 amino acids. NCBI's taxonomy places the organism in Eukaryota, Fungi, Ascomycota, Taphrinomycetes, Taphrinales, Protomycetaceae. The record is from RefSeq and is a predicted model, not a curated record. Gene Ontology annotation, biological process: mismatch repair. Gene Ontology annotation, cellular component: MutLalpha complex.
GCAUGAGGAGAUCACCCGUCGAGCCGCCAAUCAUACCAGCCAGAAUUGCCUGUCAUUGAUUAGCUUUUCGUUGCUUCUUGUGUGAGGCGCUUUGGCAUAAGGUCUUACGUGAAGGUAUGGUGGAUCUGGAUCCGCGACAUCUUCAUUCAUUAUGAUGAUUGCCCCGCAGGCAGAUGCAGUAGGAGGACGCUGUAAGACGAUGAGCCUAGCAGAAGAGGGAGAGCAUGGAUGAGGUGGCCUGUGAAUGUUCGCUUUGGCUUUUCUCUUUCGCGCGGCUUCGGGCAAAUUCAACUUCACGAGCUAGCCCUGCUACCGAUUCUUCGACGAGACUUCUGCUAGAGAGCCGUAUGCUUGAUUCCUAGGAGUCCAGGACAGCCUGCUUCAGAGCUGAUGCGCCCGUCAUGCAGGCCAUACCCAAGCAUGAUGUUCAUCGCAUCCAAAGUGCUCAAGUCAUCACCUCCCUCGCUCACGCGGCAAAAGAAUUGCUAGAAAACGCGAUUGACGCGCAUGCUACAAAAGUAUCCAUCAAGCUUGUGAAUCAUGGCUUGGAUUUGUUGGAAGUGGCCGAUAAUGGUGCAGGUAUACAGGCGGCUGACUAUGCAUCGCUUGCUACACCGCAUGCGACGAGUAAAUUAAAGGAGUUUGGUGAUCUAGAGACGCUGGCUACGCUCGGCUUUCGUGGCGAAGCAUUGGGAGCGUUGUGUUCACUCAGUGCAUUCACCGUCACCACCUGUACAGCGGAAACGUAUCCAAUGGGUGUCUUGUUGACUUAUUCGCAUACGGGCCAUCUCGAAAGCACAAAGCCAGUAAGUGCUCAAAUCGGCACAACGGUGCGUAUUGUGGAUCUCUUCUCACAACUGCCCGUCAGGCGAAAAGACCUUGAGAAGAAUGCUAAACGCGAGUUUGCCAAAGCUGUCAAAUUGCUCUCUGCCUAUGCUGCGAUUCAAGAGGGCAUCAAAAUGGAAAUCAUUCACAUCCCUGAUACCAAGGGGAACAAGCGUGUUUCUUGUCUUGGUGCGCAAGGAACAAGCGGUAGUGGAAACCCCGACAAGGUCAUGGUGGAAAUUUUUGGCUCAAAAUUAGCCACCAGUCUACUGCCCAUCAAUCUGACAUGUCCGUUGCAUGGAUUCAACAAACGCUCUCUGUCCGAGACCGGCCAAACGCGUGCCGAACGUCAACUGAUUUGCAAGGGCUUCGUCUCAAAGCCUUGGUCAGAGUAUGGUGGUAUGGCUGAUCGACAACUCGUUUCCAUCAACAAACGACCGUGCAGUCUGCCUCCCUUGGCAAGACUCGUCAGUUCGCUCUAUCAAGGCGCAGGCGGCCACAAACAGCCAUUUUUCAUGUUUGACUUGACCUUACCGCCGGAUGCGUAUGAUGUCAAUGUCAGCCCUGAUAAGCGAACCAUCUUUCUGCAUAAUCAAGCAGAGAUUCUGGAUAUGCUGAGGGAGUACUUACGCGUGGUCUUUUCAGAUGAUAGGCGCGUCAUGCCAGAAGCUGUCAUUACCACACCAGCGACAACCAGGACUAUCCAACUGCCCGACUCUACGACACAAGCUUCCCAGCCUGCAUCUGACCCGCCUGAUAUUCUCAUGGCAUCAACCACAACCUAUGAAGCUUCGGAUGCAGCUGAAGAGGAAGAUAUGCCUGCUUCGAGGUCCAUCAGUGUCGCGGCUUUCAGUCUAAAUGCUUCUGUUGGAUCAAUACCAGCAAUCACAUUGAAACGCAAGAGGCAAGAUGUGAGCAUUCGGCCAUCUGUACCGCUAAGAAGUGCAAUGAUUCAAAGUGCUCUGCCAUUCAAGGUUGUUCGCCAGCAAGUUCCCUUAUCGGACGAAAGUGAUGUGUCUGCGGGCGAGCAAGAGGGAAAUGAGCCAGUUCUGAUAGAUGAAGCAUCUGACGCGGUGGAAGAAGAAACAGUUCCACAGGCUUCUGUUGCGGUUGAAGAUCUGGGCGCAAGCUCUGCCUCUGAUGAAGAAGCAGCUGUCCAUGUUCGACCCUUGCAGCGCUUUGUGAAUCGGCUCAAGCUAUUUGACAAUUCGACAGACGGACUUCAUGUACACAAUGCAACCACAACGUGUGACAGUCGCGUCGCACUGGAAGCACAGCGGCUACCCAUCUCUGUCGUUCAACAAGCUUCGAUGCGGCAACAGGUGGCGCAAGCCGGACUUGAUGUCAAUGCCGAAGCUGCUGAAGCCUCUCUCUCACUCAGUGUCUCUAAGAAUGACUUUUUCGGCAUGCAUAUCGUUGGACAAUUCAACCUCGGCUUCAUCAUCACAGAACGGAAAGGCGAAAUCUUUAUCAUUGAUCAGCAUGCGAGUGAUGAGAAGAGCAAUUAUGAGCGUUUGAGAAAAGAAACACAGAUGGCUACGCAACGACUCGCACUGCCUAUGGAACUCAUCCUCUCUGGCAGUCAACGCCUUGUACUGGCUGAUUCACUCGAUAUUCUCGUUGAUAAUGGGUUUGGUGUUGUUGAGGAAGAGCAACGAUUGGGCAACAUGACAAGACAGCGCUACAUGUUGACGUCUGUACCACAAAGUAAGAAUGUAUCCUUUGAUGUCUCUGACUUGGUGGAGAUUCUGGACCGUAUUGCUGAGCAGUCUUCCUCUGCCAAAGACGAAGAGAGCCAAUUGGUGCGCUGCAGGAAGGCAGAACGCAUGUUUGCGAGUCGAGCGUGUCGAUCGAGUAUCAUGAUUGGCACCGCUUUGACACGAGAGAGGAUGCAAAGUGUUGUUUAUCACAUGGGUGAGCUGCAAAAGCCAUGGAAUUGUCCACAUGGCCGUCCAACGAUGAGACAUCUUGCGAAUAUUCAAGCAACCAUGACUGGAUUUAGAGGCGACUACACAUGACUAUUCUUACUGUUAAUAUAUGACAUGACAGCAAUUUUUUAGCUACGGUUCUUCAUCU